Messenger RNA from Vitrella brassicaformis, 3829 nucleotides. Lineage: Eukaryota; Vitrellaceae. The record is from the annotation of a GenBank genome assembly.
CUGAAAUCCUGCUGUGAAGAGGGAGAUAACCAGGAGAUAACCGAGCACUGCUUCUCUGGAGAGGGAGAUUGCACGGGAACAGGAGGAUGCCAGUGAAGUUUGACGCCUGCUGCAGACGGCGAUAACCACAUGGAAUGGCUGACAGCAUCGGCUGGAGAUGGCAGGAUGUAGCAUCGGCUGGAGAUGACAUCCUGGUGGAGCAGGAAUCAGCGCGUGCAGCAGCCAAGAUCAACCACAAAGCCUCCCCGUGGUCCUGGCGCAUCCUUGGCUGCUGCAGCAUCAUGAUCCUGAUGAGUGCCGCUUUCCUCACCAUAGCCGUUAUCUCGCGGUACAUUGUGCUCUCUCAUGGGCGGAGUCUGGUCGCCGAAGCUGAAGAUCCGCUGGACAGCACCCCGCCGCCCUGGCUCUUCUUGCCCGUCAAGCAGUGUCCGAUUGAGUUGGCUCGGAGCGUCUUCACUGAGGAUGACCUCUAUGCGCUGAGCAACGACCAGGUUGACGCCUUCACUGCCAUUGAGGUGGACGGGAGGUGCCCGCCUCUCAGCAGGGCGUGCGGCUCGUUCGCCGAAUGGCUGGCCGAGGAGAGCGCGCUGCGUGCUGUAGCUGUGAGAAACACGAUAGGUGAGUCACCAGACCAGCAACAAGGCCACUGUGAUAUAUCUCACACGCAUCCUGCUGUGUGUGCCCUGUUUGUUGUGUGUGUGUCGCCCAGCCCACGCGUGGGACCAGUACGCGAUUCACGCGAUGGGCGCCGAUGAGAUCGAUGUGGUGCAUGGGGAGCCAGCCGCCGAGUGGGGCGGCACAUUCGCCGUGCAGCUCAUCGACUCGCUCGACACCCUCUAUCUGGCGGGCUUCCACCAGCAGUUUGAUGAUGCCAUCGAGUGGCUGGUCGACAAUGUCCACUACGACCACCACAUCAACGUCAAUGUGUUUGAGACGACCAUCAGGCAGCUCGGUGGGCUCCUCAGCGCAUACCACCUCUCUGGCUUGCCGAGGCAAGACGACAGGUGGGGCGCCCAGCAUGAGCCCUUCUACGACCGGGAGGAUCUCCUGGACAGCGCUGUGUCGUUGGGCGAGCGACUGAUGAGGGCCUUCCCGUUGCCAUUGCACUUGCAGCCCGACAGGAAUGUCACUGCUGCAACUGUUGCGGGGGAUGUGGAGGGUGGCGUGUGCGUGGGGUGGAGGUGUGAGAGCAUGAUGGCCUGGGAGUUCGAGGAGCUGCUGGCGUCGGAUGUCAACCUGCGCACGGGCGAGACCCAGAACCUGGCACACUUUGCAUCCCUGGCCGGUACGGUGCGGUACCUGUGCCGAUGGGUGGGGGCACGUGGCGUGGCGUGGCGGCGCUCAUUCCUGCCUGCCUGUUGUCUGUCUUUUCUGCAGAGGUGGGCACUCUCCAGCUGGAGCUUAAGAUGCUAAGUGAGUUGACGGGGGACUGCCGCUUCUCUCAAGCAGCCGACGCGACGCUGGACCUGAUCGAGAGGAAGCUCCAGAUCUCCGACCAGGGCCUGGCGCCCAUCCUGUUGGUGCCAUACACUCUCAGCCCACCACGAGCCAACAUGGACCCUCGAUGCCACCCCUUCCUCCCGCCCGAGUACAUGGUCUAUUUCAAUAUGAAGCUCGUGCAGGACCAGGAGGGUGGUGAGGGAGAGGCCACCGUGAGCGAUCCGGUGGUGUACCCGCCGAGGUGUCCGGUCUUCUCUCUGGGGGCCAGAGGGGACUCAUUCUACGAGUACUUGGUCAAGGAGUGGAUUUCGACUGGUGAGGGAGGGCAAGAGUGAAGGGCUUACAGAAAUACGUGCGUAUCGACCCCUUGUGUUCUUUCUGCCCGGCAGGUCGGUCCGACCCCGUCCUCGAGAAGAUGAUAGCAGGUUUCCUGCAGCAGCUGCCGAUCCUGCUGGUCAAGACCACCUACACGCCGCCCCCCCUCCCCUAUAACAUCACGUCGACUCCCCCAGACAGCCCCCUGGUGCAGGGCCUGGCUGAGGGCUCCCUACACUUCCCUGCGAAGGAGAUGGUCUAUGUGCGGGAGGUGAUCGGCGACCAGGGGACGAUCGAGGGGUCCUUCCGGGCAUACUUGGCCGUCAAGCGGUGGAAAGAGGAAAUGGGUUUCGUGGAUAGGGAUGCAGGGGCAUCUCAACACGGAGAGGAGGAGGGCGAGAGUGGUGAGGACGCAGAGGCGGCUGCUCUGGUCAGACAGUUCCACGCCAUCAUGCCCAAGUCACCCAUCGGAGACCCCAAGAUGGACCAUCUCGUGUGCUUCCUUCCCGGGCUCAUCAUGCUGCUUGUCGCCAGUGGCUUCUUCGAGCACCGCAGGAAGAAACCCACGCCGACCUUCACGAAGGAUCAGUACGUGUGGGUGGCGGAGGAGGUCGCCAAGACGUGUGUGCACUCGUACUUCAGAACCGUCACAGGUGGGUGACGUGAUGGGAUCGGCGCACCUGCACAUGGUGGAUGUAUCGAAGAACCUCCCGCCUCGUCUCGUGUGUGUGUGUCUGCAGGUUUGGCUCCCGAGAUCGUGCGGUUCGAUGCCAAGGGCAUGGUGGAUGACCUCGGCGCCAUGCACUCCCUCCUGCGACCCGAGACCAUCGAGUCUCUGUUUUAUCUCAACCGGUUCUCAGCAUGGACGCCCCGCCCACGGCCAAAAGUCACACAGCCGGCCGACCAGGCUGGGAGUGACGAGUCGCCCCAGAGGCGAGCGAUGUCUGUCGAGCGCGAGAGGGAGCUGAGGGAGGCGAUCAAGGGCCUGCGCUACAGGAACUUUGGCUGGCGCAUCUACCGUGCUAUCGAGACGGUCGCCAAGGUGCCCUACGGCUAUGCGUCGGUCGAGAACGUGCAGAGGUGGCCCCCCACCCUGCUCGGCCGCUGCCACACCUUCGUCAGCGCCGAGACCUUCAAGUACCUUUAUCUGCUCUACGCCGAGCCGCCCCUUUCGCGACACCGCCCCCGCCACCCGCACAGAGCAGACGACACGACCGUGCCGUUGGAUCUUGACUCAAUCGUCUUCAACACCGAGGCUCAUCCGCUGCCCAUCUUGCGCAAGGGCGGCAGGUGUGGGCGAGUGGCGAGGGCGAAACACUCUGAGCGGAAGAGGCGACGGCAGAAAAAGCGACAAGAAGAGAUGAGGGCGGUCGACGCGACAGCGAGGAACUGCACUCCUGCCAGUGGGGUGUGUGUAGGCCGUCUCGCCACUGCCAUGUCGCUGAGCGAGAUACCGUCGGCUGCUGCUGGACCCUCGUCGCAUCCCAGGUGUGCUCGCAUGACCUUGUCCUCGGUGUUCGCCCCUGUCUGCCAGGCGCAUGAGAGGAUGUGGCUGUGAGGGCGGGCGGAUGGGUGUGUGUGGAUACGAUACACGUUGAGUCGAGCUGUGCGGGUGGUGUACAGGGUGCAUCUUCCUUUCGCUGUCCAAGCCUGUAUGUUUCGGUCUGUUUCCGUCCCCGCCUGUCUGUGUUGUGUUGGUUUCCCCGUCGAUGUGCAGUGCAGCCAGUCGGUGGUCUGUCUGGUUUGGUUGAGGCAGGCGGUAAGUCUUUGCCGUCUGUGUGCUGUGUGUGUGUUGGUCUCUGGUUUUAUCUUUGUCAUGUCAGUCAGUCAGUCGUCAUCAGUCGCUCUCUCUGUCAGUCAGUCAGUCAGUCGCCUUUAUUGGUGGAUUGGUCGAUGUUAUGUUGCAUGACCGAGUGUCAGUGGCAUACACACAGCACGGACGGACGACGGCAUGGCAUGCAAAUCAUGGAUGGCAUCAUUGCAUGCAGGGUGUCGCUUCGGACACUACACUGUCGGCGCGCAUAAAUCUUCACGUGAACGCUGUGACGAUCCACAAGGGAUGGAUGGAUGGAUG